AUGCACCAAAUUUCCAGAACACCAGCCUCUUCAUUCAAACCCAGAUUGUCAAUGAUUCGUCAUACGCAGCAACCCCAACCCCAACAACAUCCUGUACGGACCACCUCGUCUUUUAGAGUACACUUACAAGAAGCUCGAUCAUACAUUGCUCGUCGACGUGCGUGGCUUCUGGGCAUUGGCUGUUUCUUUCUUGCGAUCACAUUAUGUGGACUCCUGUUCACGGUUCAUAUGUACUAUAUCAGGGAUGGCGGCACUGGUUGGCUUAAGAGAUCGGAAACUUCAGGCGGAAUGGAUAGUGGCACGAUGGCUUUCAUGCCAUUGCGAAAGACUGAACAUAAUGGCCUGAUUGAGAGGUCGCCAGGUAUUAUACCUUACUACGAGUGUGGUGACCAAAUGAAGAGCUGUGAAGCAUUCAAUCAGCCUGUGAGCAUCGUGUCAGCUCACAAUUUAUCAUGCGAGCUAACAGGAAUCAGCAUAUUUGUUGCCCAGUUGGAACUCAUUGUUUUGAAGCUCAGUUUACGCCAUCCAUGAUUGUGUGUUGUCGUUCGUUCUCCUUCUCUCACUGCGAUUACUCUGCGUCUAAGCCGCCGACUUGCAUAAGCGGUACAAUACAGUGUUCAGCGGAUACCGGGGGUGGAUGCUGCCCAGUCGGAACGGUAUGCUCUCCCAACGGCUGCAUUCAAGUAUUAAGUCCCUCUACUGUGGGCACGCUGGCAACAUCCUCGUCGGCAGUGCCAGGUUCUGUCUUCCCUGGGUCAUCUUCGCAGAUGCUUCCGAGUCAGGCGGGCAAUCCCUCGACAUCCCCUAUAACCAAGACAAUUACAGAGGCACCAGCUGCAACCGUCACAAAAGUAAAGCAAGGAGAAGUGGCUACAGCAGGUGUAGCAAAGAAGGUUUCCAUGAUGUAUACACUGUAUCUCCCAUACUUGGCCGCCUGGACACUUGUCUGCGUUGCGGCGAUUAUGGGAAUGCUUUGA
Molecule: messenger RNA, 977 nt
Organism: Hymenoscyphus albidus
Lineage: Eukaryota; Fungi; Ascomycota; Leotiomycetes; Helotiales; Helotiaceae
Source: the annotation of a GenBank genome assembly